Messenger RNA from Prorocentrum cordatum, 1137 nucleotides. The record is from the annotation of a GenBank genome assembly. NCBI's taxonomy places the organism in Eukaryota, Dinophyceae, Prorocentrales, Prorocentraceae.
AUGGGGCCUUUGAGGGGUCUCGUGACCGUCUUGAGCCGUGUGAGGUCGUUCGGGCGUGGGGUGGGUCGCGUGGCUGUCCUGGCGCGGCGGCGGAUCAUCAACACCUUCAACGAUACCGUCAAGGACGCGGUCGUAGCCCGAGUCCAACCUCCCGACACGGUGGAGCUUACGGAGCCUCUCGGCAUAGAGCUUCCCGUGCGAAGCCUCGUCCUCCGGCCAUACAUUGAAGCGACAAAGGCGCCAGAACCCGCUCCGCCGCCCACGGAGGCGCCGCCCACUCCGCCGCCCACGGAGGCGCCCACUCUGCCGCCCACUCCGCUGGCCGCCGUGGCGGAAGAAACCCAGGAUGAGAUGGACGCAGCGAGCGACGUGGAGCCUCCGCCGCCUCCGCCCAGCAAGUCCGCCGCCUUCGGCCCGCUGCAGUGGCUCAGCGUGGUUUGCGCGGUCGUCACGACCUGUAUCUGCUGCCUGCUGAUUGGCUUCUUCAUCUCGCGGCCGUCGGAGCCCGUGAAGCGGGCCGCAAAGAAGGCAGACGACAAGGACAAGGUGAGGACAAAGCUCAAGAAACUCAGCAUGCCCGGGGACAACAAAAUACUGGUCGACGACGUCGGGCAGUUCCGCCCUGGCCAGACGGCGCACAUAGAGAGCGACAUGGGCAGAGAGGAGGCGCGUAUCCUCGAGGUGGGCCCCGGCUCCUUCGUCUUGGCAGAGGGCUUGCGCAACAUUCACCCCAUCGGAGCCACGGUCACAGCUGAUCUGCAUGAGGAAGAUGCGCAUGGCCACCACGCAGAAUUUGGCCUGCAAACGCCGCGACGUCAGUCGAAGAUCGCCGAUCUGUUCCACACGCUGGACAGUAACGGCAAUGGGUUCGUGAGCUGCGAGGAGAUGUUCAGGCUUGCGCAGGCUGACGGCUUCCCAGGAGACCAGGAGCAGUGGAAGGCAGAAUUCCAGAGGCUCGUGCACAGCCACUUCCAGAGCAGCGACACGGGCUGCAGCCUCUCCAACUUCGCCCUCCUCGUCGACGACAGGGAGCACGGCAUCUUCCUCUCGGACUACGACCUCGAGAACUACCUGAGCUUGCUGUGCCCGACGUUGCACGACCAUGGCCAUCUGCACGACGACGGCCCGCGGCACUGA